Sphaeramia orbicularis (orbiculate cardinalfish) is the source of this 3543-nucleotide messenger RNA. Its product is annotated as extracellular calcium-sensing receptor-like. The record is from RefSeq and is a predicted model, not a curated record. The transcript is spliced from 19 exons. Gene Ontology annotation, biological process: G protein-coupled receptor signaling pathway. The coding region runs from base 1 to 3543 and encodes 1180 amino acids. Gene Ontology annotation, cellular component: plasma membrane. Lineage: Eukaryota; Metazoa; Chordata; Actinopteri; Kurtiformes; Apogonidae. Gene Ontology annotation, molecular function: G protein-coupled receptor activity.
AUGGGUGUUUCUCCCUCAUGCAAUUUACAGGGACAGUUUCAUCUAAAUGGGAUGCACAAAACUGGGGAUGUGGUACUAGGUGGCCUGUUUGAAGUCCAUUUUUUCUCUGUGUUUCCUGAUUUGUCAUUUACAUCUCAACCUCAACAGCUCACCUGCCAUGGGUUUGAUGUUCUAGGAUUCAGGCAGGCCCAGACUAUGGCCUUUGCUAUUGAUGAGAUCAACAGAAACUACGACCUGCUGCCUAACGUGACUCUGGGAUAUAGUCUGUAUGAUAACUGCGUUGAACUAGGAGUGGCAUUUCGUGCUGCAUUAUCAUUAGUCAGCGGUCAAGAGAAGCAGUUUGUGUUAGAUGACACAUGUGUGGGAAUCCCUCCAGUCCUGGGGAUAGUGGGUGAUUCUUCCUCCACAAAUUCUAUUGCCAUCUCCAAUGUUUUAGGUUUGUACAGAGUGCCUAUGGUGAGUUAUUUUGCAACAUGUUCCUGUUUGAGUGACCGACAAAUGUUUCCAUCCUUCUUUAGGACGAUUCCAAGUGAUGCUUUCCAGGUCCGUGCAAUGCUUCAGAUUCUUAAACACUUCAGCUGGACGUGGGCAGGUCUGCUGGUCAGUGAUGAUGACUAUGGACUCCAUGCUGCCCGGUCUUUCCAAGUGGAUCUGGCUGAGACUGGUGCAGGUUGUCUGGCCUAUUUAGAAGUUUUGCCCAAGUCCAACAACCCAGCUGAAUUCAGGAGGAUUGUGAAUGUUAUGAGAAAAUCAACAGCUCGUGUGGUCAUUGUAUUUGCACAGGAGAGCCGUGUGAUUCAUCUUAUGGAAGAGGUGAUAAGGCAGAAUGUGACUGGUCUUCAGUGGAUGGCCAGUGAAGCCUGGACAGCAGCUACUGUGCUCCAGACUCCCCGCCUUAUGCCAUAUCUGGGUGGGACCCUGUGCAUUUCCAUCCGCCGAGGUGAACUGCCAGGACUAAGUGACUUCUUGUUACAGACAAGUCCUGCCCAGGACUUCAACACCAGCUAUGGAAAUAAUAUGGUGAGGCAAUUUUGGGAACACACAUUUCAGUGUAAGUUUGCACCACCUCCAGUAGGUUGGGUAGAAACUGGAGGAACACUGUGCACUGGAAAAGAAGAUCUAGUGAAAGUGGAAACAGAAUUUUUUGAUCUGUCUAACUUAAGGGCAGAGUAUAAUGUGUACAAGGCAGUGUAUGCUCUGGCAUAUGCCCUCAAUAACAUGUUGCGCUGUGAACCAGGUAACGGACCUUUCAGAGGGAACAGCUGUGCCAGCUUACAAAGACUGGAACCAUGGCAGCUUGUACAUUAUUUACAAAAGGUGAACUUCACCACUUCAUUUGGUGAUCAGGUAUCAUUUGACAAGAAUGGCGAUGCCCUACCAAUCUAUGACAUCAUGAACUGGUUGUGGCUUCCUGAUGGACGGACAAAGGUUCAGACUGUGGGAGAAGUGAAGAAAUCAGCCUUCAAAGGGGAAGAACUCAGACUUGAUGAAGACAAAAUCUUUUGGAACUUUGAAUCCAAAAAGCCUCCCCGCUCAGUGUGCAGUGAGAAAUGCCCUCCAGGUACUCGCAGGGCCAGAAGAAAAGGGGAACCAGAGUGUUGCUUUGAUUGUAUUCUUUGCUCUGAGGGACAGUUUAGCAAUGAGACCGACUCCAUGGAGUGCACCAGUUGUCCAGAGGAUUUCUGGUCCAGUCCUCAGCGUGACCACUGUGUUCCUAAGAAAACUGAGUUCCUCUCCUACCAUGAGCCUCUGGGUAUCUGCUUGACCACUGCAUCAUUACUGGGUAAAUUUAUAUGUGCUGCAGUCCUGGGAAUUUUCAUUUAUCAUCGCAAAACACCAAUAGUAAGUUACUCAGCAAGUUGCCCUUGUCUCAGUGACAGGCACAAGUUUCCCAUUUUUUUCAGAACGACCCCAAGCGAUGUUUACCAAGUCUUGGAAGAGGAAAUUCAAGGAAAGCAGUUUCUGGCCAGUGAGGCCUGGAGCACCAGUGAUGAACUCCUUGAAAAUCUUGCUCUCACUAAUUUGGCAAAUGGUGUUGUUGGUGUGGCCAUUAGAAGUUCAGCAAUGCCUGGAUUCGGAAAUUAUGUCCGAAAAUUAAACCCAUAUGAUCGUCCUGAUGAUGUGUUGAUAAGGGAAUACUGGGAAGAACAGUUUGGAUGCAGUCCUGGAACAACACAAUUGCAUGGAUCACCUCUGUCCUCUAAUUCCUCUACUUUACCAAGUGGAACAGAGUCUCUGGAGGAGGUGCACAAUCACUUUACUGACAUGUCUCAGCUGAGGUGGACAUAUAAUGUGUAUCUUGCUGUUUAUGCAGCAGCUCACGCCCUUCACAGCCUUCUCUCCUGCCCAAACAGAGACAGUCCGACAAACAACAGCUCCACCUGCUCCUUUGCAAAACACAUCAAACCCAGAGAGAAAACCCCUGAGGGUUCACUUAAACUGGUGUUGGUUGGUCAUGUGGAUGAAUCUAAAGUCCAGCUAAGUGAGUCAGCUAUUCAGUGGAACACAGGAUCUAAUGAGGUUCCUGUCUCAGUGUGCAGUAAGAGCUGUCCCCCAGGUACCCGAAAAGCCAACAGGAAAGGAGAACCUGUUUGCUGCUUUGACUGUAUUCCAUGUGGAGAAGGAGAAAUUAGUAAUAUAACAGGUUCCCUCCACUGUGAACACUGUCCAUCUGAGUUUUGGCCCAAUGCUGCCAGAACUGUCUGUAUACGUCGGCAGAUAGACUUCCUGUCUUUUAAUGAAAAACUGGGCAUUACUCUGACUACAGUAGCUGUGUCUGGUGUCAUAGUGACAACAGCUGUGUUUGUGGUUUUUCUUUACUACCGUCAAACGCCUAUGGUUCGAGCCAACAACUCAGAGCUGAGUUUCCUUCUUCUUCUGUCGCUGAAGCUCUGCUUCCUGUGUUCUCUGGUGUUCAUUGGUCGUCCAUCAGUCUGGUCUUGUCGGUUCCAGCAGGCAGCCUUUGGGAUCAGCUUUGUACUUUCUGUUUCCUGUCUUCUGGUGAAGACCAUGGUGGUUCUGGCAGCUUUCCGCUCAGCUCGUCCUGGUGCUGCAGCUUUGAUGAAGUGGUUUGGUCCAGGUCUACAGAGAGGAAGUGUCUGCCUGUUCACCAGUGUACAGAUCAUCAUCUGCAUCAUAUGGUUGUCUCUCAGUCCACCAGUACCUCACCGUGACUUGGGUAUCCAAGGGUCAAAGGUCACUUUGAAGUGUGCCAUGGCCUCUGUGGUGGGCUUCUCUCUGGUUCUGGGCUACAUCGGUCUGCUGGCCUGCUCCUGCCUCCUCUUGGCUUUUCUUGCCAGGAAACUCCCUGACAACUUCAAUGAGGCCAAACUGAUCACUUUCAGCAUGCUGAUAUUUUGUGCUGUUUGGGUGGCCUUUGUCCCUGCUUAUGUUAGCUCUCCUGGGAAAUAUGUGGUUGCUGUUGAGGUUUUUGCCAUCCUGGCCUCUAGUUAUGGUUUACUGUUCUGUAUCUUUGCCCCAAAAUGCUUCAUUAUUCUAUUCAGACCUGAGAAAAACACUAAGAAACACCUGAUGGCCAGAUAA